Messenger RNA from Cinara cedri, 2146 nucleotides. NCBI's taxonomy places the organism in Eukaryota, Metazoa, Arthropoda, Insecta, Hemiptera, Aphididae. The record is from the annotation of a GenBank genome assembly.
AUGGAUGAUAAUUUAAAUAAAGAAUUAGUAGCAAUGGCUAUGACUCUGAUAAAGAUCCGCUAUGGUUAUUGAAGACUUCUAAAAGUGAACAUAUUAAGGGCUAAGAUUAAAGUAAGAAAUAUAAUGCAUUUUUUUCUUCAAACUUAGAAGAUAUCUUUGAUAUUAUUGUGUAUGUAUAUAUACAUUAUAUUAUAACUUUUUAUUUAGAUAAAGUUGAUGGCACUGUUGUAAUAAGUCCUUAUCAUCCUGCAAAACAAGCACAAACAAAUAAAAAAGAUUCGUUUAUUUUGGAAAACCGGAUUAAUUCACUAACUGGACAAUGGUUUGUGGGAAAAAAGACCAUUGAUCCCUUAAAAUCUACAAGUGACCUAUCCAUAAAUACUAAAAGAUCUCUUUUCAAAGAAAAUAUCCCUCAAAAUUUGUCAGGUAAUUUGUAUAUAUUUAUAUAUAUUUUUAUCAAACACUUAAUAUAUUAGAAUUAUGUUCAAAAAAUAUGUGUUGAUAAUUAAAAUAAUAUAUAUUUUAUAUAAUCAUCACAUGAUUAUUAAAAUAUCACAGUAACAUGAAGAUAAGGAUUUGUAUUUUUUAUUUAUUUUUACUUAUGUAAUGAGCGUUAUAUAUUUGUAAAAAUGAAAUAAUUAAAUUGUGUGGUCUUGCUUUCAAUAUUGUUAUCUUUUAAUUUUGUAAUAAUUGUUUUUACUCUAAAAACAAAAUCAAGGGAGUUCUACUGAGUUAUUUUUUUACUUUAUUGCCGGUAAAUAGACAAAGACGGCAAAUGUUACUGUGAUACCCUUUAAGAAAAAAGUUCUAAAAAUUUAAUUAUAGUAUUUUAUUUAAAAAAUAUUAUGUAUCUGUUAUAUUAUUAUCUAAUAUUUGUUUUACUUUUUUAAAUUUGAAUAGAUUUGAAGAACUAAUUAAUUAGAACACAAAGUUGAAACUUGACAUAUAGAAUUGAUAGCAUAAAAACUAUAGACUAUAGUCUAAACUAUUCAUUUAAAUAUUGAAAAAAUGUUUUCCUAUCAAAAACAACAAUGGAGAACUUGUAUAAUUUGAAUCUUCAAUUGCAAAUGAUAAAGAACAUUGUAAUGUAUUGGUAACUUUUUUCUUUAAAAUCAAUAUAUAUUUUUAUUUGAAUGAUAAUAUUAUUUAAAUUAUCUAUUUUACAGGUAUAAAUAUAUCUUUAUUAAUUGCUGGCAGUAUUGAGAACAGUUUUCAAAGGAUUUUAUCUAGAACAUUUCAUGAUGAGCUAGUAAACAAUUCAUUACUAGAAUUAAAAAAAAAAAACAUUUUUGAAUUUACUUAGUUAUCGUUUAUUAAUUGGUAAUUUAUUUUAUUUUGUAAAAAUUAUACAGGGUAAUUCACUAAUCGUGGUCACCCAAUUUUUUUUUUUUUGUUAAAUUUUGUAUUUAUUCUAAUUCUGAUUUUUAGAAUUUUCAAGUGUAGCUAAAGCCGGUAUUUUCAAAUACUUAUAUUUUUCAUAACAUUUAAGAAGUCGCCUGUGGUAAUAUUAACUUUGGUUUUUCACAUGAGAACCUAUAUUAAAAAUUCCACAGUAGUGGAUUAUCGUUUGUUGUGGUGACACGGUAUGCUGCGUUUUAUUAGGGCACCACUACUCUCCCUAAACCUAAACUUAAAAGUGAAAUAGCUCUUUAAUGGGUUAACGUAAAUUAAAAAUUUAGAUACCAAAAUUAAUUUUAAAUAAUAAUCCAUCUUUUUAUGGAGUUUUUAAUAUAGGUUCUCAUUUGAAAAACCAAUGAUGGUAUCACCCCAGGAUAUUACUUAAAUGUUGUGAAAAAUCUAAGUAUUUGAAAAUAUCGGCUUUAACUACUCUUAAAAAUUCAAAAAAUCAGAAUUUGAAUAUGUGCAAAAUUUAACAAAAAAAAAAAAUGGGGUGAGCAUGCUUAGUGAAUCAUCUUGUAUGCAUUUAUUAAUUAACUGAUUUUUAUAGUAAUAAUAAUGUAUAUUUUUUUUUUAUUUAGUUUUAUAUAUUAUUAUUAUAUAAUAGUAUAACCUUUAAAUUUGUGUUAUUUUGUUUAUUUUAGAUGCUAUCAGAUCACAUGCAAAAUUUAAAAUGAUGACAGAAAAAUAUAUUGAUACAUCUAUUUCAAGUUGGCUCUCUCAUGCUCCAUUUAGAUUAGUAAAGUAA